Molecule: messenger RNA, 712 nt
Organism: Oppiella nova
Lineage: Eukaryota; Metazoa; Arthropoda; Arachnida; Sarcoptiformes; Oppiidae
Source: the annotation of a GenBank genome assembly
CGUCUCUCAAAGUUGUGUUGAAUUGUUGUCUCGUUUGGCAUUUCAUUGCUUUUCAUUCACUUCUCGUUUGACUUUAAGAGCUAAACAUCUGUUGAACGCGAAAACAAUGAUAGAGUCGGCGCUCACCGACUCUUCGCCCGACGUUUGGGACGACGCGCACGACGACUGCGACGACACGACGCCGUCAGCCGUCGCCGACGAAGACUCGGCGCUCACCGACUCUUCGCCCGACGUUUGGGACGACGCGCACGACGACUGCGACGACACGACGCCGUCAGCCGUCGCCGACGAAGACGUGAGAACGCGCGCACUCUUUGGCCACUUUAUGACACUUGCCGUCGACGCGAACGCCUUCUUCAACUGGAACUCGAGUUCCAGAACUCAUUAUUCGGUGAUUAUUCUGAACGACUCGCUCUUAUCGGAAACCCUUCUGUCGGACGACGACGAGGACGACGUCCGACACGACGACCGCCACUUCCGGCUCCAGAAGGCGUCCCUCAAGAGACGGCACGACCUCUUCGUGGCGGCCGACGACUCGGACGACGACUCGACGACAGCUCUGCCGACACCGACGACGACGACCACGAAAUGGCGGUCUCCGGCGCGACGGCCGCCGCGGACGACGGGGUCGUCAUUGUCGUCGUCGUUGCCGUCGAAGAGUUCAUCGGUCGGCCAUUCACUGAGCGUUGAGGCGAUACUUCGUUCUGAUUCA